AUGAGUGGGGGCCCACAGGAGGAGUUGGAGAAGCUUGGGCUGGAGUGGGGAGGGCUGACAAGAACCAAGGACAGCUCUGCGUCUAGGCACCUGCAUUUAUGGAUCACCAGAGCCUACUUCCCUAGUCUUGGCACGCGUGCCUGUGGAGAGGAGUGCCUGUUCCCUGACUGUCCUGGAACCCUCACGCACCGUCCGCAUCUCACAGACUCUAAGGACCGGGAGGGGGCGGACUUCUCACCGGAGGACUGGCAUUGGAGAGGCCGGGCGCGCUGCGGGCGCCGCGCGCUGCUGGCAGCCGUCGCUUGGACCGCGGGCUGGGUGCUGGCGGCCGCGUUUCUACUCCACGCGCGCCCGCCCGGCCUCCCUGAGCGCUGCAGCGACCAGAGGAGCCGGCAAAUCCUGGCCGCGCUGUGCCGGGACUACUUGGGCGGCGUGCUCAUGGGGGACCUGUGCGAAGACCUGUGUGUGGCGGGUCAGCUGGUGUACCAGCGCUGCCUGUACUAUGAACGAGGCAAGAAGGUCCUGCAGGCCGACUGGCGGGGCCGGCAGGUCAUCCUCAAGUCCAAGAAGGAGGCCUUCUCCAGCUUCCAGCCCCUGGGCCUGCUGGAUGAGGGCCAGGGCGUCCCUGAGGCCGAGCUCCUGCUGCUGGUGGCCGGCGAGGUCCAGAGCACGCUGGGUCUGCCGCUGGCCAACGGCAGUCUGGGGCUGCUGUGGCUGGGCCCGCGGGGCCCCGGCUGGCGCGAGCACGUGGCCAGUCUGUGGGCUCUGUUGCAGCAGGAAGAGUUCCUGUCCCUGAGCCUGCUGCGCGGGCUGAGCCGCCACGUGCCGCCCGUACUGGGUUCCUGUGGCCACUUCUACGCCGUGGAGCUGCUGGCCGCCGGCAGCCCGCACCUGCACGCACUCUUCCCGCUGGGCGAGGCGGCGCGGGCGCGCGGGGGCCAGGCGGCGGCCGUGGGCAGCAUCGCGCUCAGCUUCCUGGACAUGGUGCAGCACUUCGAGCAGGACUUCGCCCACCGCCUGCACCUCUGCGACAUCAAGCCCGAGAACUUCGCCAUCCGGAGCGACUUCACGGUGGUGGUGAUUGAUGUGGACAUGGUCUUUUUCGAACCUAAAAUGAGGGAAAUUCUGGAGCAAAACUGCACGGAUGAUGAAGACUGUAAUUUCUUCGACUGUUAUUCAAAAUGUGAUUUGCGGUUGCGCAAGUGUGGAGCCCACCGAAUCAAUAGCAAUCUGCAGGUCGUCUGUGACAAGAUCUUCCGCCACUGGUUUUCCUCACCUCUGGAGGACUCUGGGGUCUCCUUCCAGCUGCAGCGGCAGUUCCAGGAGGUGGUGCGGGAGUGCGCAGAUCCCGGGGACCCCGCGCCUCCCCACAGAGCAGCCCCCAGCGUCUUCUGGAAGCUCCGGAGCCUGUUGAAGGCCCUGGUGCAGGAAAUGCAGGCAACGGAGCCCUAG
Molecule: messenger RNA, 1452 nt
Organism: Chrysochloris asiatica (Cape golden mole)
Lineage: Eukaryota; Metazoa; Chordata; Mammalia; Afrosoricida; Chrysochloridae
Gene: DIPK1C
Product: family with sequence similarity 69, member C
Exons: 6
Coding region: 1-1452 (483 amino acids)
Source: RefSeq, a predicted model, not a curated record